AUGGCCAAGGCGACGGACUUGGACCUUGUGAGCUUUAUUGUGCCGAACGGAUUUUCACAUACAAUUCGGUGCUGGUCUGGGAAUGACGUGGCGACCUCAGGGCUGCCAUGGCACGCGUCCAUCUACCUGCAGCUAGAUGAGGUGCCCGGAGCCUUCCAAUACCUGUGUGCUGGAGUCCUCGUCACUGACCGACACCUCCUAACAGACAUGUCCGGACUGGAAGGCGAGGCCCCCGACUACGAGCGCAGGCCGCCGUCCCAGCUGUUCGUCGUGCUGGGCGCUGCCACGGCCAACUGGGAUCCCGAUGCACCUGGUGCUGUCAUAAGCAAGGUGUCCCGUGUCCUGGUGGACGACGCGUACUCUUCAGUCUACGCCGCCUACGAGCACAGUCUGGCCGUGGUGGAGAUGGAGGUGCCGCUGGCCCUUACGGACUCUGUGCGGCCAAUCUGCGUCGACAGCGGCGCCCAACCGCAGCACGGGGACAUUUCAUAUAUGGUCGCUCCAGAUUCGAACAAAAAUCUCACUCUGAAACUGCAGAGGUUAAAACACAUCAGCCGAGAGGACUGCAUCGGCGACUCGAUAUAUGCACGGGUACCUGAACACAAAUUCUGCGCUGACAGCUCAGAUGAGCCGGUGUGCCAGCACGCGAGGGGCAGCGGCUUGGUGUGGCGCGCCGCCGACGGCCGCUGGCUGCUGGGGGGCGUGGCCAGCGUGAACACGGCGCACCGCGACUGGGACCAGCCCGGCCGCUGCGUCGCCGGACGGCACGUCUUCAGCGACGUCGGCAGCCAACUGCCGCUGCUGCGCCGCCUGCUGCUCUCCUCGUGCUUCAGCGGGCGGCCCUCGACGGCGCCGUGGCACGCGCAGCUCUACCUGCGCACCAAGGAGCGCCGCGGGCACGAGUACGCAUGCGCAGCUGCCCUGCUCACUCAUCGUUACCUUCUCACCGACGGCAGCUGUUUUAAAGGGAGAACUGCCAACAAUUCGACUGACGCCUCGGGGUUCGUCGUGGCUCUGGGGAAGAAGGUGAAGAGCCUACAGGCGAGAGAGACAGGCUCUCAGAUUCUAAAGGUCUCGCGCGUCGUGUUACAAGAGGGGGGACGCGGCCUGGCGAUCGUGGAACUGGAGGUACCGGCGGUUCUGGGAGACAGCGCGGCAGCCGUGUGUCUCAACACGGCGAGCCAGCGGCCGCUAGCUGACGGAGUGCCUGCCGUGGUGGCGACUUUCAGCCCUACAGAAAACUCUGCACUGAAGCUGCUGUACGUGAACGUCGUAGAUUCCGACAAGUGUCUAGUCGAAAAGCCAGACUUCAAGACAUUCUUAUCAGAUGCCAAAUUUUGCGCCACCGACAAGAAAGCUGCUGUGUGCCAAGGCAACGAGGGUUCGGCCAUGCUGACUCGGGCCCCGGACCGCGGCGCCUGGUGGACGCUGAGGGGCGUCUUGGCGCCGACGCCACGGCCUCCCAGUAGCGACGACGCCUGCCCCAAGGGCAACGCCCUCUUCACCUCGGUGGACCACUCGCUGCGCUGGAUCCUCGAUACCCUACAACGCCUUUCCGUUCCACGAUCCUUGCUGAAACCUGAAGGAGUCAGAGGUACGUAA
This is a messenger RNA of Schistocerca americana (American grasshopper), 1602 nucleotides long. RefSeq lists its product as uncharacterized. Bases 1 to 1602 code for a protein of 533 amino acids. Gene Ontology annotation, biological process: proteolysis. Gene Ontology annotation, molecular function: serine-type endopeptidase activity. The record is from RefSeq and is a predicted model, not a curated record. NCBI's taxonomy places the organism in Eukaryota, Metazoa, Arthropoda, Insecta, Orthoptera, Acrididae. The transcript has 12 exons.